UUUCAUAGUGAUCAUCCUCGACAGCAUGCGUUCGAUUUACAAAAACAGUAGGAGGAAUAAUAGCAGAAAAGAAUCAUCGUCGUCGUCGUCGUCACUAUCAAGGUCUUCCAUAGUUUUAUGGUUGGAAUAUGGCAAAAAAUGGAUGAAGAUGAUCAAGCAGCAGAGGACGCGGUUCUACAUUCUCCGCCGCUGCAUUUCCACACUUCUCUGUUGGCGUCACCACGCCAUUCGUGACUAA
Ilex paraguariensis (yerba mate) is the source of this 238-nucleotide messenger RNA. The record is from the annotation of a GenBank genome assembly. NCBI's taxonomy places the organism in Eukaryota, Viridiplantae, Streptophyta, Magnoliopsida, Aquifoliales, Aquifoliaceae.